Messenger RNA from Achroia grisella, 790 nucleotides. RefSeq lists its product as uncharacterized. Gene Ontology annotation, cellular component: MICOS complex. Bases 171 to 755 code for a protein of 194 amino acids. The transcript has 5 exons. The record is from RefSeq and is a predicted model, not a curated record. Gene Ontology annotation, biological process: inner mitochondrial membrane organization. NCBI's taxonomy places the organism in Eukaryota, Metazoa, Arthropoda, Insecta, Lepidoptera, Pyralidae.
UCAUUUGACAUCUAUCAUAUUUUAACCUCACUCAAUACGUUUUCAAAUUGCAAGUUUCAAUACAAAAUUAUAGUAAAUACAUCAAGAAUAUAGUAGACAACCGGAAGAUAAAUCUGUGAAAUAAAACAAGUAGUUCAUAAAUUCAACGAUUGCCAAAAACAAGUUACAAAAUGGGUGGAGGUCAGUCGGUACGGGCUACGCACUUUCAACACACUCCUGGCGCUGACCCAGCUGAAGAUGACCCUGAUGAACAGCACAUCAGCAUCUCUAACAAAAUGGUGGAAAGAUUAGUUGAGGAUGCAACAUUAGCUGGGGGAGCGGCCGCAGCAGUGGCCAGUACCGCCAUCGCACCACGAGCCGACUAUAAAGACAAAAUAUACAUGGAGAAACUAAAAUGUUUGGAUGAACACCACUCUGAGACAUUAGGCUUGACAGUAGAAGAUUUGAAUGCAACCGCGACGAGGAUCGAACUGCGAACCGCUAACAUGCUGAGUGUGGUGCCAGUAUGCGCUGACUGCAAGGAACAAGUGAUAGAAUGUUACAACAAUGAAUCACCUACUGACACCAUCAAGUGCUGGGAGACUGUUGGUGCGUUUACAAAAUGCGUUCAAGAUGCAGCCACAACUCGUCUACGAGCGCGAACUCAGAAGGAUGCUCGCGAGCAUGCUCGACGGUCGCGGCACGUCGCGCAUGCUAGGGAACAUGCUCUCAGAGAUUUGGGUCCGCCACCUUUAAAGGAAGCUGUGUCAAAUUGACACUAAAUGUCGUAGUCCAACUAGCAGUUUUCGUC